Messenger RNA from Nylanderia fulva, 437 nucleotides. Its product is annotated as odorant receptor 10-like. Gene Ontology annotation, cellular component: plasma membrane. The record is from RefSeq and is a predicted model, not a curated record. Gene Ontology annotation, molecular function: odorant binding; olfactory receptor activity. Gene Ontology annotation, biological process: sensory perception of smell; detection of chemical stimulus involved in sensory perception of smell. Lineage: Eukaryota; Metazoa; Arthropoda; Insecta; Hymenoptera; Formicidae.
AGAUGAGCAAUUCUAUUGCACAUGUAGUGUUAUCAUCACUAGGUGUUAGUACUACAGCGCUAGUAUUCUGUGGUGUUAUAUUUCUUAGUCAAUUAGCAUCAUCCUUGAAAGUUCAAAUUGUGAUUCUAUGUUCUACGUCAUUAAUGAAAGUGUUUCUAUGUGCUUGGCCAGCUGAUCAUCUAAUGAGAACAAGUUCGAACAUUGCUGAAGCAGCUUAUAAUUCAUUAUGGUAUAAUCAAAGUAUUGAUUCACAAAAGGUUUUGUUGUACACCUUGCUACGAUGUCAACGAAAUAUAGUUGUAUCUGUUCCUGGAUUAUUAGACGCCUUAUCUCUUCAACAUUAUGCCUCUUAUCUCUCGACGGUAUUUUCAUAUUUAACAACAUUUCGAAUAAUUUUUUCUGAAGAUAAGGAAACAUCAUUCAAAGGGAUCCAUUAG